AUGAAUGGUGGUGGUUCCAUGCUCGAUGCUACUCCACCGACUCAUGGUCAACCCGGUCCGAACGGCAGUCUUUUGACGCCUGUACAGCACAAUGCGCGACGCAUCAGCAACGGCGAGUACCACGCAUCGAGUCGCAACAGAGAUACCUCGCCGCAAGUCAACGGCACUUCGCAAAACGCACCGCCAUCCCCACUUUCCCCAAGCUCAGACAAUUCACAAUGGAGCUCAGCUGUCGGAUACGCUGCCACGAGCGGAAAGUCUGGCCGCGUGAUCGAGAAGCUGAUGUCGGAAAACGACCGGUUGAAGAGGGAGCUCAAGGAGCAAAUCAUCAAGGGAGACGAGCUGCAGCGGAGCAUGCAGACGUUCCAGCCGCAAAUCAAUGCCUUGAAGGCGGAAAACGAAAACUUGAGUCACGCUAGGGACGUGGAUCAGACUUUACUCACUCGGCGUGAUCGACAAAUUAAGGAUCUGAAGGAGGACCUCAACAUUGAGCGGAAGAAGAGGGAGAAUCUGGAUGCAAGACUGUCUGGAUUGCAGAGUGAGCGUGAUGAGGCAGUCAUGGACAAGGAGCGAGAGGUCAAGGCCUGCAAGGACCGCGAAGGGCUGGCGUCUAGGCAAGCGGAGAUUCUUGAACAGAGUUUCAAGCAAUUCAAGGCCGACACCGAAACUCGUGUCUCGAAUGUUCAGAAGGAGAUCUCCCAGCUCGAGGCUAAGCGAGACCGAGACCGGCAGGCGCUUGCCAAGAUGGACGUGGUGUCAGACCAAAUGCGACAAGAGUUCGAGCGUCGUGAGAAGAUACAGGAGACGAUGUUAGCGAAGUGGUCUGAGCUGCAGGACGCCUGGAACCAGGAGAUGAAUAAAAUCAAGGAGGAGACGAACACGGAGAACGAAAAGACGCGGAAGCUCAGUACGGAGAUGGAUCAGGUGGUCAAGCAGAUGCGAUACGUGAUGUCGCUGAAGAACAACACCAACCUGGACGAAUCGUCUUAG
This is a messenger RNA of Zasmidium cellare ATCC 36951, 990 nucleotides long. RefSeq lists its product as uncharacterized. Bases 1 to 990 code for a protein of 329 amino acids. The transcript has a single exon. Lineage: Eukaryota; Fungi; Ascomycota; Dothideomycetes; Mycosphaerellales; Mycosphaerellaceae. The record is from RefSeq and is a predicted model, not a curated record.